Messenger RNA from Cynocephalus volans (Philippine flying lemur), 1043 nucleotides. RefSeq names its product B and T lymphocyte associated (gene BTLA). Gene Ontology annotation, cellular component: plasma membrane. Lineage: Eukaryota; Metazoa; Chordata; Mammalia; Dermoptera; Cynocephalidae. Gene Ontology annotation, biological process: immune response-regulating cell surface receptor signaling pathway. The record is from RefSeq and is a predicted model, not a curated record. The transcript is spliced from 5 exons. Gene Ontology annotation, molecular function: signaling receptor activity. The coding region runs from base 1 to 861 and encodes 286 amino acids.
AUGGCUAAAAAGGAUAAUAUUCAGGUUGGCAAGGGUGUAGACAUAGAGUGGAACAUUGUUCUAGGGGAAAAUUCAUGUGAAAUACAACUUUACAUUAAGAGACAAUCCAAAUACUCUGUCUCAGCAGGAGAUCCUUUUAAACUGGAGUGCCCUGUGAAAUACUGUGCUAGCAGACCUGAUGUGACUUGGUGCAAGCUCAAAGGAACAGAGUGUUUACAUCUUGGGGAUAGACGUCAGCAACACACGAGUUGGGAAGAAAGGAAGAAUAUUACAGUUUUUAUCCUACACUUUGAAGCAAUGCUUCCUAGUGACAGUGGGUCAUACCGCUGUUCUGCAAAUUCUUCAUCUAGACUCAUUAAAAGCCACUCAAUUACCAUUUAUGUGACAGAUGCAACCAGCACCUCAGGACCACUCUCUGAGGAAGAGAUAGCAGGCAGACCAUGGCUCCUUUACAGUUUGGUUCCUUUGGGGGGACUGCUUCUACUCGUCAUGACCUGUUUCUGCCUGUUCUGCUGUCUACGAAGGCACCAAGAGAAACAAAAGAAGUCUUCUGAUACACCAAGAAGGGAAAUAAACCUGGUUGAUGUUCCCCAUUCCUUUAGGACUGAGAAAACUGAAGUGGGCACCAGGCAAAAUUCCCAAACACUACCAUCAGAAACUGAAAUUUAUGACAAUGACCCUGACUCUUGGUUCAGGUUGCAGGAAGGGCCUGAAGUUUAUUCUAACCCACGCCUGGAGGAAAACAAACAGGGCAUUGUUUACGCUUCCCUGAACCACUCCAUCACUGGAAUGAACCCAAGACAGGGAAGAAAUGUGAAAGAAGCACCAACAGAAUAUGCAUCCAUAUGUGUGAGGAGUUAAAUCUGGCCCUGACUCCAACCAGUGAUCACUGAAUGAUCAGCAUGUCAGCACCAUUGUCUGGGCCCAACAGGAUGUCUAACAAUGUUUCUCAACUUGGGAAUUUUCCCGUUAAGGAGGUUCAUGUUGGUUCUCAGUUCUUGAGGAUAUAUAGGACAAAUGAUUAAAAUUUCUCCUGGAAUCUU